AACUGAUGUGUUCCACCCGUUCCAACUGUCGAACAAUACAGAUAAACUGCAGCAUGUUGUUGUUGUUGUCCUCGUCUAAAUAUUUUGCGUUGUAGUCACGUGGCCUCGAAAAGUUGCACCCCAAAAUUAUUAUGUUGACAACGUUGUGCUUUUUCCUUUCAGUGUGUGAAGAAGACUUGCAGUCCCUUCGUACAGCUGUGCUGGCCUCACUUAAAACUCAGAGCGAAGAUUCCCCUGCCGUCACUGGUGAAGACAGUGAUGAUAAUGAUGAUGAGGAGGACUUGGAAGCUCUUCGUCUUGCAGCGCUGCAGUCACUCAAAGCCAAGUCCAAACCAGGGAAUUUGGUACAAUCCCAUGUCCCUCCAACUGGUCCGACACAGGUUCCCCCACCAAUUCCCCAGAACCAGGCAGGCUUCCCCAGUCAUCGCAGGCACCCAAAGAGAAGCAAUCUAAUUGCUAUCAACAUCGUCCAAGAAGACUCAGAGAAUGACCUCCCACUCCCCAUGGGUGGGCCGCCUGCAACCAGAGGUGGGCGGGGACGUGUGCCUAGGAUUGACAGGAAGGUGCUUCCGAAUGAAGGGCGGUCAUCCACGCCAACCAAGCGCAAUGACAAGUUUAGUAGGUUUGACAGCGAUUCUGACUCAGAGGAGGAAAUUCUAGGAAGGUCAAGUUCAAGUAGUUCUGAAGAGGAAGAGGAGGAAGUAGACCUCAAAGAAAGCAGUAGUUCUGAAUCAGAAAAAGAGGAAGAGAAGGAAGUUAACCACAUAGACAGCAGUUCUGAAUCUGGAAAAGAGGAAAACAGAGAUGUUUCUGAUGCUGAAAAAAAUGUUGAGAAAAGUUCAGAUGAAGUAGAAUGUAACACAAAAGAUGGAAAUGAAGAGGAAAACAAGGACACUAAGGAUGUUGCAGAAGAGAUUGAUGUUUCAGGUACCAGAUUCAUUGAGGAAAAGUCACCAGACUUAGACAAAAAGGAGGAAACCAAAGUUGAGAUCAGAGCAGAAAAUGAUGCUCUUGUAGAGAAGGAUACUUCUUCAAAAGAUACGGAACAUGAAAAGUUGGAGCAGAAUAAAGGAGAGCCAUUUAAUGGCAAGGUUGAGGAUUCUCCCUCCUCAAAACAAGAGACAGAAAAAGUGGACACUCAAGAUAGGCCAGAAUCUCGUGCAUCAUCCACAUCAGGAUCUAAUUCAACCAGUAGAAGUCCAUCUCCAGAAAGUAGACCAUCUUCUCCAGAAAGAAGUCCAAGUGAAAGGUCCAAGAGCUCUGUCUCAUUCACUACUACGAGCUCUGAUGGAUCAUCAUCAAGGUCUACCUCUAAGUCUCGCUCUAGAUCAAGGUCACUGUCAAGAUCACCAACUCCUACUAAGCAGAGGAAGACAAGGUCAUUGUCCAGGGAAAGAUAUAGUAGAAGACCUUCAUCUUCCAGAUCUAGGUCGAGGAGUAUAGGAAGGAAAGUUUCACAGUCUCCACACAGAGUAGCGAGGCGUAGAUCCCAGUCACCUGUUCCCCUUUCUGGAAACAGAUCAAAGUCACCAGUUCGACUUCCAAGGAACAGAUCCAAGUCACCGAAAAAAGGACUCUUGGAUAGACCAGGAUCUCAACUGAGAUCAAAGAGAGGUAGAUCUCUCUCAAAAUCUAGGCCUUCUAGGUCACUGUCUAGGUCAAGAAAAAGAUUGAGGAGUAGAUCUCAGUCUCCACCAAGAAAGGUAGCCAAGGGUAGGUCAGAGAAAUCUGACUCAAGUUCAAGACAUGGAGGAAGAGAUGCACACAGAAGUAGGCAUUUACCGGCUGCUUACAGGAGAAAUGCGCUUUCCCCAGAACGUAAUCUUGACAGGACAUCACAGAAGCCAAAGGUCAGGGAAUCAAAAAGGCAGACAGAAAGAAGGGGUCUGCCUUCAAGGCAUGGGGAAAGGCACAAUAGAAAUAACUUGGAAAAGGGAGAAAAAACACUCAGAGUUACACCGGACAGAACUGAGGAUAAAGCAUCUCCCUUUAGAGAUGUGAAAAAGCCAACAGAUGAGAAGUUAGAGGCAAGGAAGAGGAAAUUUGAGGGCAGGGAGGCAAAACUUGAAAGAAAGAAAGUCUCACUUCAGGGCAUAGUAGAAAAGACGGGUGGUCUUGAUUCGGUGAGCAUCAAAGUUUCACCAGUGGAAAAAGAUAGGAAAAAAGUAAGUAAAGAUAAACCCAAGAAAGAGACAAGGAGGUUUUCCGUGAGGUCAGAGAGUGCUGGAUCAAGUUCAUCUUCCAUGCUCAGUGACAGUGAAAGUGAGUCUGAAACUGAAGAAUCCAGGUUCAGGCAGACUAAGAAAGAUGUUGGAGAGGGCAGUAAAGAAGGUAGAGGGUUGGGCCUGUUAAGGACAACUCAAGUACGCACAAAUAUCCCUGAUAGCCUGGAUCCUUGGGACAGGAGGAGAGAGGACAGGGACAGGAAUGGACCGCUUAGAUCUGGUUUCCGUCGUGACCGGGGCGAACGGACACGAGAUAGGCACAGGGACAGGCGCAAGACACACAGGCACUCUCCAAUUAACUCUCAGGAAACACGGCACAGUAAUAGAGACAGGGACAAGACAGAAGUGAAGAGGAAAGUAGCCACACCUGAUAAGGCAGACAGAGUCCCUCACUCCCCACCUAAGAAAAUUCAGAAAACAUUUAGACCAGAAAAGGAGUCCAAGUCUGGCUCUUCAUCAGAGGGGAAUGGUGGGCAGCCCAAAAUAAAAUCUUUGCUUUCCAUCAACAUUUCUCCCCCUAAGUCUCUGGCACCAAAACGUAACAUUUCUCCAGAGCCCAUGCUGGACAAACGGGAAAUUGUUGAGGACUCGGAGAGACAAAACCCUGCGGUGAAGGCAGUCAAGGCAGUGAAGAGAAAAGUACAGGUGAAGAGAAUUGUUCUAGCAGACACCGAGGGAGCUGAUACCAUCGAUGGGUCUGACUUGAGGGUCAGGAUUUUGCAGAGAAAAACUGUAGGUGGUAGUGGUGGUGAGGAGGAGGGGAGGAAAAAGAAGAAGGCAAGAGGCGUGAAGAGGAAGAUAUCUAUCACAAGUGAUGAAGUGAGUACCACCCCUGAUCCAUCAGAAGAUGCUCCUGUCAAAAGGAAGUCCAUCCAUGAGCGACUAGGCCUGCAGUCCAAAGUGCAGAGACAGGCUCCCCAACAAGCGGUAUCCAGGCAGCAAAUACAGAUCAAAAUCAAACAGGAUGUCCAACGAGACCUGGACGCCGCCACUACUGCUAGGAAACAGUCUCCUGCUCCAUCUUCAUCCAAGAAGCCAGCACCAGACCUGGAAGUCCGACCAGACGAAAGCGAAUUGGACGCUCGCAUUCGCCUCAUCCAGCAAAAGAACGCUGCCAUCCUCCAACGUAAAAAAGAGAUUGAGAUGGAUAAGAAGAAAUAUGGGAACUGAUGAAGCAACCCACAAACAUUUACUAGAUAUCUGAGAUAGUUUAGGAUGAUUAGGUAGUAGUCACAGAGGUUUGGUUUAGUACAUAUGUAAAUGUAUUGCAUUUCAAGUGGAAUACUUGGUGCUGGUCAGACACACAGCUUCAAGAAAACACAUUGUCAAGAAGUUAUCACAGUAUUGCUUUUCCCAUUACUCAUCCAUAAUCGAUUUGAGUUGUCCAUUACCUGUAGCCUAUAUUCUGUCCAUUGGUACAUACAUACAGAGACAAAUGAAACACUAGUAUUCUGUGAUGCCUAGAAGAUGAUUUAAAGUUGUGUUGAACAUUAUAAAGAUGAUUCUAUACGGAGUAUUACAGACAUAUAAGGUAGAAAUGUUUGGUUCAAGAUUACCUUCUCCAAAAGGGCUGACACUACUUAUCCUCUGUAACUAUUUUAGGGUUGGGCUCAUUCACAAGAUUAUACAGUACCCAGUAGAUACAUUUCAAUACAGAGUUGCCAUGUUUUGUGUUGCAUUUUGGGGGGAAAAUUCUGAACUGUAUGACUUUUUUAAAGAGAUUUCUUUGUCAAUGACCCCAAACUAAUUUUGAGGACAUAAUUUUUUUCAUAAUGCGACAUUACCUAACCAGAGGACCAACUUUGCUCUCAACUAUGACCCAGGCUCUAAUCUUUGUUCAGCACAUAUUCUGACAUCUUGAUGGAUUGUUUUAAGGUACAACAACAGAUUUAUUACAGUUGGCACGCGAGCAACUACACCAAAUGAAACAAUAGUUAUGUCUUUCCUAUCCUCAGGCUUUACUAGUGUCAAGUCUGUGUCUAGUGAAAGAAAUGACAUUGUUCUACAGUUGAUAACAUAUCAGAGUAAACAUACAUUUGGAGGAACUUUUGUCUUUGUAUCAAAGCCUUACAUCCUCCAGCAUUAUGAUUGUUUUUUUUUCAUAACAUUGAUAAACUGCCUUCUCUGUAACAAUGCUAGAUAAACUAGACUAAUGAUAUAGUUUGUACAUAUGUAGAGUUUUGUAUUGUAAAAAA
This is a messenger RNA of Branchiostoma floridae (Florida lancelet), 4420 nucleotides long. Its product is annotated as serine/arginine repetitive matrix protein 2-like. The transcript is spliced from 6 exons. Lineage: Eukaryota; Metazoa; Chordata; Leptocardii; Amphioxiformes; Branchiostomatidae. The coding region runs from base 132 to 3395 and encodes 1087 amino acids. The record is from RefSeq and is a predicted model, not a curated record.